CGUCGUCUCCCUCGUCCUCCUCUCUGUGUUGUUGUUCUCGGUGACGCGACGGAGGUGCAGCCUGACGCGGUCUCUUACGUGUCCGUCUGAAUAAAAGUGGAGCUCCGUAGACCCGGGAGUGACGAAGCCAGUCUGUGUUGAUUUUAAAUGACAAUGGAGGCUGGUUCAGACACGCAGCAAAGUGGUGAACAAGUCGUCUCGGAGUCCGAUGUCCAGCAAAUCACCUUGACCCAGGCGUCCAUCGCAGCUGCCCAGCUGGCAUUGGCAAACAGUGGUUCCACCAUCACCCUCGUGCAGCUACCUAAUGGUCAGAUGGUCCAGGUGCACGGCGUGAUCCAAGCAGCUCAGCCCUCCGUUAUCCAGUCCCUCCAAGUCAACACAGCACAGAUUUCAACUAUUGCUGAGAGUGAGGAUUCUCAGGAGUCCGUAGACAGUGUGACAGAUUGUCAGAAGAGGAGAGAGAUCCUGUCCAGACGACCUUCUUAUAGAAAGAUUCUGAACGAUUUGUCGUCGGAUGCUCCAGCAGUGCCGCGAAUUGAGGAAGAAAAAUCGGAAGACGACUCAGCCCCAGCCAUGACGACCGUCACCAUGCCCACGCCCAUCUAUCAGACGAGUAGCGGCCAGUACAUUGCCAUUACCCAGGGAGGGGCCAUCCAUAUAGCCAAUAACGGCACAGACGGCAUGCAGGGCCUGCAGACACUGACCAUGGCCAAUGCGGGCCAGGGUGGUGCCACCAUCCUGCAGUACGCGCAGACCACCGACGGGCAGCAGAUCCUCGUGCCCAGCAACCAAGUGAUCGUACAAGCCGCCUCCGGUGACGUCCAGGCUUAUCAGAUCCGUACAGCCCCCACCAACGCCAUCACUUCCGGGGUCGUCAUGGCAACUUCGCCCGCACUGGGCUCCGGAGGAGGAGGCACCGAGGCGGUCACGCGCAAAAGGGAGGUCCGACUUAUGAAAAACAGGGAGGCGGCCCGGGAGUGUCGCAGGAAGAAGAAGGAGUACGUCAAGUGUCUGGAGAACCGCGUGGCCGUGCUGGAGAACCAGAACAAAACCCUCAUCGAGGAACUCAAAACCCUCAAAGACUUGUACUGCCACAAACCUGAGUAGAAACGACACCAACCGCCACCGGGGCCCGUCGGCCCCCCCCCCCACGUACAGAGACUCAGCACAGAGCCAUGCAUCUGGAUGCCACGCCCCCUUUUCUACUCGUUGGCUUUCUUUUAAAACAAAACUGCUGACAAAUCUGUAAAGUGACUCACCAGGAAUACCCCCCCCCCCCUCCUCCUCCUCUUCUGCCCCACUUCAGCGGUUAUGAAAUCGUAAUUCUGUUCCCCCAUGAAAUGUGACGCAAUGCUCAAAGCGGAUGUGGAGGACACGCCCACCAUGCAGGGUCCUGGUGGUGAAGCAAUGGAAUAGACCACGAGGCCUUUCUGUGGGGGGGGGUUUGGCCGCCACCACCAAAGGGAAGCAUUCCAGUCACUGGUGCCUGGACAAACUGGGCAACAUCACCAGCAACGGGGAACUGCUCAACUCGCACCGCCAAUAACGACGGGACUUUUCACAGCGUGACCUCCUCCAGACACGCGGGUCUCCGGGAGGUUUCCCUCUGUGUGCAUUGUUUGUAAUCGUACUCGCGCCGUUGCAUUAACAUCUGUUACUUACUAAUGCUUUGAACUGUAGAUGGACCGUGUCAUGGACAUUUUUAUCUUUUAGCUGUGUUUUUUUUGUUUUGUGUAUUGGAUUAUCUGCUUGCAUCAUGCCAUUGACCUUUAUUUUUUCAUUUACUUUGCCUUGAUACGACAUGAACAACCACAAAAACUGGAGCGAGUCAUCAUGUUAAGUUGUUUAUGUGAAAUGCAGCUUUAAAGAGACGGGCCGAAUUCAUAAUCUCUCACGUGAAACAUGUACGGUGACACAAAUCUCCUGGUGUUUAUUCUGAUGCAUGUUCCUGGUCACAACUGAGGCUCAUUGUUUUUGUUUAUUCAUUUCCACCAGUUUAAACCGCUUUAUACUGGGAUUUUGUUUCCUGCUGGUCGCUGGAGUUUACCGUGAACAGCAGCUAAUAGUAUGAGGCUUCAUUCAUAACGUUGACAUUCAAUUUCUAGUUGUUUCUAUGUCUAUUCAUUCUGUUUACACCUGGUCCCUCUGCACAUUUGCAGAUGAAGAUCGCUCCACUUUUAAUAUCUGUAUUCGAUUAGUAGAAUUAAAGCUCCAGUGGUGGCGGCGUAGGACUGCAAUCUCACCCAACGGCACCAUAACAUGCAUUUAUACGAGCACACUGAUGAUGAUCGGUUUGUUCCCUUUCAAAAAGGGACGCAGGGAUUCAAAGCGUUAUCUUUAGCCUCAGUGGAAGCUUCAAAUGUGAAAAGCAAAGUUCGGUACAGAACGUCUGUGGCAUAAUAUGCCUUCUGAAUCAAGUUAUUUGGAAAAUCUGAUUAAAUGGGGAUCAUGCAACAGACAAUGAACCCAAAAAAUGGUCACGCUGCAGAAAGAAAAUAGAUUUCCACUCACAUUUUUGUAUGAUGGAUUUUUCAAUCCAUUUUUUAAUAUAAAUUGUAUGAUUCUUUCUGAAUGAACAAAACUAAUGAGCUGUACUCGUUUGGCAAUGACAGAAAUGCUUAGUCUCCCUGUUUUGGAGGCGCGUGGCCCAUUGCUGGAAUCAUGGAUUGCUUUGUUAUUUUUUGGGGUCUUUAAACUGAACCUCAACACCGUUUAGUUAUCGCCAUUAUCUGAAUUCAUUCAGUUUAGUUAAAGAGAAAAAAUCCUGCAAAGCUGGGAGUUUAAUGCGAAUGUGAGAUACCAGGUCCCGUCUCCACAUUCAGAUUUUUUAUUCUUUACGACUGCAAAGUGGUACGUGCACUUUUCCUCGCACACACACUCUAAGGGGAUUGUGAAAGUGUGACCACAUCAUUACGACUUCCCCGUGAGCAGAAAUCCUCUUUUCAUCCUCGUAGAAUGCCAUGUUGUAUUAUUUGUAUAGUCAUGACGUUAUGCUUUAUUUUUUUAGAUGUUGCUUUGUAUUUGCAUUUUGUAUUCGCAAUUUCUAAAUGUCAGCACCAAUUUGUAUAAUACCGUGCAUUACGUUAGAGCUCUUCAGAUAUUACACUUUUGGCAGCUGUUAAUAAAUGUGUUUCUGGUAAUCUUU
Pseudoliparis swirei is the source of this 3145-nucleotide messenger RNA. RefSeq names its product cyclic AMP-responsive element-binding protein 1-like. The coding region runs from base 148 to 1107 and encodes 319 amino acids. Gene Ontology annotation, cellular component: ATF4-CREB1 transcription factor complex; nucleus. The record is from RefSeq and is a predicted model, not a curated record. Gene Ontology annotation, biological process: regulation of transcription by RNA polymerase II. The transcript is spliced from 8 exons. Gene Ontology annotation, molecular function: protein binding; cAMP response element binding; DNA-binding transcription factor activity, RNA polymerase II-specific. NCBI's taxonomy places the organism in Eukaryota, Metazoa, Chordata, Actinopteri, Perciformes, Liparidae.